UCGUCAUUUCCAUCCACGGACCACAAGUUCUUCGACACGCACGUUCAGCGACUGUACUUUUUCCCUAAUCUUUAUCCUUUGUAAACUCGUAGAUGGCUACGACUCAGCAUUAUCUGUGGGCUUCCGGCCAUUUUAUCCUGCUGUUGUCAGCUCUUCGAUAUUUCUUUGCCUACGCCACUUUUAAAACCGUUUCUCCAAUCUGGUACAAAGCGUGUUACACUGGUGCACUCCUCAGUUACGCUAUUGUCUGCCAAAAAUCACUAGGAGUUCCUCAGCCUAACAUGGCCUACGUGAGGAAAGCAUUGCUCGACGAGAAUGUGCAAUACUUCAUUCUUGCCUUCUUCUGGUGGACUUCGAAACCCAUUGCUAUCACUUUGAUUCCGUUCAUGAUUUUCUCACUGUUCCACGCCCUCACCUUCACGCGUACGACCUUGAUGCCGCAGUUCCUUCCUCCAGGACCUCCUGCCACUGCGGAUGGACCACCUACCCCUCACCAUUUUGCUAAACAACUUCAGGUUUGGGUGAAAGCCAACUACGAUACUGCCAUGAAAGCCGUCGCGUAUGCUGAGCUUAUCAUCUUUGUGCGCGUCCUUUUCGGCGUUCUUUUGUUCUGGAACUCUAUUUUGUCUCCCAUUAUCUAUGCGCAUUUCCUCCGACAAAGAUGGUAUCAGUCCAGUUUCACUCGGGAUGCCGUUACGUAUACCGUCGUUCGCAUUGACGGGAUCGUGGCUGGCCAGGGGAACCCUACCUUGACCAAUAUCUGGACCCAAGGAAAAGGGCUUGUUGCAAGGUGGGGAGGAAGUACUUUGACACCUGCACAAGGUGCUCGUGCUGCUCGUUAACAGGACAAUAUUUUUUGGUAAAGAAUGCUAUUAUGCCUGUAGAGUUGGAUAUCUGGACGUUAUUUACUGUAAUAGCUUUUUGGGUCACUCCAGUUCAUCACGCAACGAGGCAAA
Molecule: messenger RNA, 956 nt
Organism: Lentinula edodes (shiitake mushroom)
Lineage: Eukaryota; Fungi; Basidiomycota; Agaricomycetes; Agaricales; Omphalotaceae
Exons: 8
Coding region: 93-842 (249 amino acids)
Biological process (GO): endoplasmic reticulum tubular network organization; membrane organization
Cellular component (GO): endoplasmic reticulum; membrane
Source: RefSeq, a predicted model, not a curated record